UCAUACAAAAGAAAGAUUUAAGAAACUUCUUUUUAUAUACACAGCGACGGCGUUGAAUGAUUUACGCGUAAACGAUGAUGAUGAAGCGCAACAGAGGGGUCAUCGUGCAGUCAACUUCCCAACCACGCCAAUGAUCGUGACCAGAAUCCGGGGACCUUUGAUUUUGCAACCGUUUGAGUUUUGGUUUCCAGAGUUGAUUGAUUGAUAUUGUGGAGAUUCUUCUGGGUCCAUAGCAAAAUGGGAGUUAUGUCCAGGCGGGUUGUGCCCGUCUGUGGCAACCUGUGUUGCGUCUGUCCUUCUCUGCGGGCGAGCUCUAGACAACCGGUGAAACGAUACAAGAAGUUGCUAGCCGAUAUUUUCCCACGCAAUCAGGAGGCUGAACUUAAUGACAGAAAAAUUGGAAAACUAUGUGACUAUGCUUCCAAGAACCCACUGAGAAUUCCCAAGAUUACUGAUUACUUGGAGCAAAUAUGUUACAAGGAUUUGCGUUAUGAAACCUUUGGCUCAGUGAAAGUUGUCUUGUUCAUAUACAAGAAAUUCUUAUCGUCAUGUAAGGAACAGAUGUAAGUUUGCU
Messenger RNA from Vigna umbellata (rice bean), 574 nucleotides. The record is from RefSeq and is a predicted model, not a curated record. NCBI's taxonomy places the organism in Eukaryota, Viridiplantae, Streptophyta, Magnoliopsida, Fabales, Fabaceae.